Messenger RNA from Clonostachys rhizophaga, 2778 nucleotides. The record is from the annotation of a GenBank genome assembly. NCBI's taxonomy places the organism in Eukaryota, Fungi, Ascomycota, Sordariomycetes, Hypocreales, Bionectriaceae.
AUGGAGGCUAAUGAGGAUUUUGACUUUGAUGAAGAUGUGGCAGAAAGGCUUGGAGACGGAUCUGCGGACUCUAUUGAGCGCACAGCGAACCGUUACGCCCUGUUAGAUGAGAUUUCUCUAAUGGAAGGCAACGGCGGAUGGGGAUUCAGAGACGCCUUUUUAGAGUAUGCUAUACACCACAAUUUUGCCUUUGCCGAGUCAGAAGUAAAGAUGAACCUCCUUCAUCAGCUUGCUGUAAUUCUCGUCGAUGAAUGCGACGCUGAGACGGACGAGCUUCUAUGCCUUUCUCGCAGAACUAAACUCUCAACCAUUUUGGGACAUCAAUACACGCAAAGUGGUGAACGCGAGCACCUCAUCAACGCUCUCAGUGAGAUCGAUAGAGCAGUGUCGUCAUCCCCUCAAGCCCAGAGAACUCUGAACACCCCGGCGGGAGGCGUGAUGGUGGUGCACCGUCCCGCCUCGGUGCUGAAUGCGUUGAAUACAUUGGCUACCAGGCUUGAUGAAUAUUUUCAAAUUACCGGGGCCUUGGACGCCCUGGAUCGUUGCGUCAGUAUCAGAGAGGCAUUGGUUGGCCUUGUGCUUGAACCAGUCGAAGAAUGCUUGGAGGCUCAAGUUGAACUCCUUAUCAAUGCCGCUGACAGUCUACACCGAAGGUACGAGCAAAGUGAGGAGGCGAGUGACUAUCUGGAUCGGGCUUACGAUUAUGCCCAAUCAGCUGUUCUCCUAUCGGGAAACGUGCAACAUCAACUGUCUGGGGCUUUAGCUCAGUCGUCUCUAGCGGAGGUGCUUGGUCGACGAGCCCUUGACCGCAACAGCAUGGAUGACCUGGAGGAGGCUAUCCGAUUAUCUCGAAGCGUGCGGCACUUGUUUUCGCACGAUCCCAGUCGCUUAAUGGAAAACGGUGUGAACCUUACAUUGCGUAUCCUUCAGAGAUAUGACAUGAUACGAAACGGCCAAGGGAAUAUUGAUGAGGAAUUAUUGCUCAGACAAAUUGAUGAAGCUAUCACGAUUGCGGACUCGACUCUCAGUGGCAUGCCCGAUGAUCACCCAAUUCGCCCCCACCUCAACAACCUCCUAGGGCACUGUCAUUAUGCCCGAUGCCUAGGAACAAGAGUUGAGGAGCGUGAUCCCACGGUUGCGCUGGGUCAUCUCUGGACAGCGCUCAAUAAUAAUAGAUACACGUCUCUGUUUCGCCGCAUACAAGCUGGCCGACAGAUUGUUCGUAUCUGUUGUGACGCAUCCCUGUGGUCAGCGGCUUACGAAGCAGCGAUCGCUACCGUCGCUCUUAUACCCAAACUCUCACCCCGCGCGAUCCAGAUUUCUGACAAGCAGCGCAUCCUGAGUGCCGAUGACAUCGUGGGGUUCGGUGCCGAGGCUGUUGCUCUUGCCAUCGAAGCGGGAAAGGGUGGAUAUGCAGCGCUCUCUCUCGUUGAGAGUGCUCGAGGUUCGCUUGCUGCGUCUAUAGCCAACCUGCGAGUGGAUAUCUUGGCACUUGAUGCGGCUCAUCCCGAUCUCGCCCAGCAGUUUGCAGAGGCACGGGAAGAGCUCCAGCAAGCCAGCCCACCAUCAGCGUCGUUGGCGAAUGAGAAAUUUGAUAAGCUGCUCCAGAAGAUCAGAGAUUUAGAGGGAUUUGGUGGUUUCUGUCAACCACUCAGCGAGGAGGAUAUACGUGAGGCAGCCAAUAGCGGUCCCAUUGUGGUGCUCAGCGCAAGCGAGUAUGGGAGCACCCGUGCCAUUCUCGUGAAAAACGAAAGCAUUGAUGUGAUGCAGUUCCCUUGGCUUACGCCAGACGAGCUUGAGCACAACAAGCACGAUAUGCAAAGUCCUGAGUUCCUGCAAUGGCUCUGGCUUGAGCUUAUCAAACCAAUCUUGGAAGCUCUUGGGUAUACAGCACGGCCACAAGAGGUCCAACCCCGAAUUUGGUGGAUCCCCAUUGGCGUCUUCAGUGGAUUUCCCCUCCACGCCGCUGGCUUUCAUUCUCCAGGCUCGACAGAAAACGUGAUGGACUGGGUCGUGUCAUCUUAUAGCCUUUCCAUCAAGGCCAUCUUGAACGCUCGUCGCGCGCCCGUUGGUCCGCAUACUUUGGUGGCAGGCAGGGGAAAGGCGCUCCUGGUUGGCAUGACACAGACACCUAAGCAGUCACUUUUAUCUGGCGUAGCGGAGGAGAUGGUCACCGCUGAUCGUCUUCUCCGCGACAUAGGGCUUGACUGCACUCUACUCCAAAACAGCCAUGCUCAAAAGCAAAUUGUCCUCGAACACCUUCAGACAAGCCAGCUCUUCCAUUUCGCAGGCCAUGGGGGCGAAGAGAAUUUAAACCCGUUAAAGAGUGCUCUUCUACUUGAAGAUUGGGAGAACGAUCCCAUGACGGUAGGUGAUGUGAUGGAUUUGGAUCUACACCGGAGAUCCCCUUUCCUCGCCUAUCUCUCCGCGUGUUCAACAGGUCAGAUUACCAUGGCCAAGUUCCGCGACGAAAGCAUCCACCUUAUCAGCGCGUAUCAGCUGGCCGGGUUCCGCCACGUCAUCGGCACGCUCUGGAAGGUAAACGAUACCGCUAGCCUGACGAUGGCUACCGCUACGUAUCGGAACCUGCAGAGCGGAGGCAUCACAGAUGAGUCCGUCGCCCGAAGUCUUCACCAGGCUGCAAAUCAGUUGCGACACAUGGGGAGGGAUAGAGCUUCCAACAGAGCCCUGGCUGAUGGAAGAGAUAUCGUCCCGGAUGAGGACGUAGCUUUGGAGGGCGAGGAUAAUUGGAUUCCAUUUGUUCAUUUUGGUAUUUAG